AUGAGCGCGAAGAGAAACGGCAUCGGCGUGCUGUCGCUCUCGGUGAACGCGACGCGCCUCCCCGCGGACGUCGCGGAGCUCCCGGACGGGUCGACGCUGCGGACGCGAUGGGGCGCGGACGCGGGGCCGGAGCCGUGGCACGGGUUCCAGCUGCGAUCGCUCUCUGACCUGCUGCAUCUCGAGAUUCGAGACGCGCGCGCGGACGCGCCGAUCGACGACGACGGCCCGCCGCUCCUCGCGAGCGUCAGCGUGAACGCGUCCGCGGUGCUCCAGGAUGCGUUCUUGGGCGCGGACGGCACGGAGCGCGAUUUCGAGUUGCGCGCGCCGAGGUCGAGCGCGCGGGCGUCGCCGAUCGCGACCGCGCGGUUGAAGAUUAAAUUUCAUCUCCAAGCCGACGUCCUUCAAGCGCUCGCGCGCGGCGUCGGCUUGGACGUCGCGUCGUUAGAGAGCGUGGAGACGUUAUCCGCGGGCGCGGUGUGCGCCGCGGAGACGCUCGCGUUCGCGAAGCUCGGGAUCGCGCCGCCGCCGCCGUCGGACGACGACGCCGCGCAAACGAAGAAAAAAACGCUCCGCGCGCGGAAGCUCGAGCUCGAGGAACGACUCGCGUUCAAGCGCGUCGCGCCGAGCCAAGCGCGCGCGAGCUCGCCGCCGUCGCCUCCGGACACGCCAAAGUACAAGAGCAUGACCUCCGGCGUGAAGCGUUUCCUGACCGGGAAGAUGGACGGGCGGAAGAAGGGCCCCCGCGAAGACGCGAACCUCGUUGACUUGCUCAAAGACGCCGAGAAGGCGUGA
This is a messenger RNA of Micromonas pusilla CCMP1545, 792 nucleotides long. RefSeq lists its product as uncharacterized. The record is from RefSeq and is a predicted model, not a curated record. NCBI's taxonomy places the organism in Eukaryota, Viridiplantae, Chlorophyta, Mamiellophyceae, Mamiellales, Mamiellaceae. The transcript has a single exon. Bases 1 to 792 code for a protein of 263 amino acids.